GAAAGACCCGCGGGGGCUUUCUCGUUGCCGUCGCGCUUUUAGAGCUGCCCGCAGCCGCCUGCAAACCGCUCCAGCGCCGUGGCGGCGGCUCCAAAAAUCCCGCGGCGGGCACGGGGCGGGCGCGGCGAUCCCGCUUCGUCCUUCCGUGCUGCCCGCGGCAUCGGCAGCGGUGCUGCGGCGGCCCGCGGCGCCCGGCGGGGCUGCCCGGCGCGGGGUGCCGGCGAUGUCCGGGUCCCGGGCGGCUCCUCCCGGUUGAGCGGCGGCUCCGCGCGGGCCCCGCGCCCUCCCCGCGCCGCGGGCUCCGGCACCCGCGGCCCGCCCGAGCGGGCAUGAGGCGGAGCGGCGGCGGCACAAAGGCUCCUGCGGGGCUGCGCGUUGCCUGAAGCGGCGCCGGGCCCGCCGCGCCCCGCGGGGCGAUGUCGCAGGAUCACGACAUGGACAAGACGAUCAAGGAAACCUCCAUUUUAGAGGAAUACAACAUAAACUGGACUCAGAAGCUGGGAGCUGGGAUCAGUGGGCCUGUUAGAGUCUGCAUGAAAAAAUCCUCCCAAGAACGCUUUGCACUGAAAAUCCUCCUCGAUCGUCCAAAAGCUCGAAAUGAGGUACGUCUGCACAUGAUGUGUGCAACACAUCCCAAUAUUGUUCAAAUAAUUGAAGUUUAUGCUAACAGUGUGCAGUUCCCACAUGAAUCCAGCCCCAGGGCUCGGCUCCUAAUUGUAAUGGAGAUGAUGGAAGGGGGAGAGCUCUUCCACAGAAUCAGCCAGCACCGGCACUUUACUGAGAAGCAAGCGAGCCAAGUAACAAAGCAGAUAGCUUUGGCUUUGCAGCAUUGCCACUCACUAAACAUUGCACACAGAGACCUCAAGCCUGAGAAUCUCCUCUUCAAGGAUAACUCUCUGGAUGCACCUGUUAAAUUGUGUGACUUUGGGUUUGCCAAAGUAGACCAAGGUGACUUGAUGACACCCCAGUUCACUCCCUAUUAUGUAGCACCUCAGGUAUUGGAGGCACAAAGAAGACAUCAGAAAGAAAAGUCUGGUAUUAUCCCCACCUCUCCAACCCCUUACACUUACAACAAGAGCUGUGACCUGUGGUCCCUGGGGGUGAUUAUCUACGUGAUGCUGUGUGGGUACCCCCCCUUUUACUCCAAGCACCACAGCCGGACGAUUCCCAAGGACAUGAGGAAAAAGAUCAUGACAGGAAGCUUCGAGUUCCCAGAGGAGGAGUGGAGCCAGAUCUCAGAAAUGGCAAAAGACAUUGUGAGAAAGCUGCUGAAGGUCAAACCUGAGGAACGUCUCACCAUUGAAGGGGUGUUGGACCAUCCCUGGCUCAAUUCCACAGAGGCCCUGGACAACAUUCUGCCCUCUGCCCAGCUGAUGAUGGACAAGGCCAUGGUGGCAGGGAUCCAACAGGCUCAUGCAGAACAACUUGCAAACAUGAGAAUCCAAGACCUCAAAGUGAGCCUGAAGCCCCUUCACUCCGUGAACAACCCGAUCCUGCGCAAGCGGAAACUCCUGGGCACCAAGCCAAAGGAUGGUGUUUACAUCCAUGACCCUGAGAAUGGAAGCAAUGAUUCCAACGUGGCUCUGGAGAAGCUGAGAGAUGUGAUUGCUCAGUGCAUUCUACCACAGGCUGGUAAAGGAGAGAAUGAAGAUGAGAAGCUGAAUGAAGUGAUGCAGGAGGCCUGGAAAUACAACAGGGAGUGCAAAUUGCUGCGAGACACCCUGCAGAGCUUCAGCUGGAAUGGCAGAGGAUUCACAGACAAAGUGGAUCGACUAAAACUGGCAGAAAUCGUCAAACAAGUGAUUGAAGAGCAAACAAAUUCCCACGACUCUCAAUAGCUGGAGCUUCUUAAUCUUAUUUUUUUUACCAUUUAAGAUUUAUUCUUUAACUGUAAAAAGUAUUUUUAUGUAAAUUAAUAAAUCAUAAUUAUUUCAUUAAAUUUCCAUACUGCUUGAAAAUGCUGUAUAGUUGUAGAUACAAAAAAAAAAUCAUUGGUACUGUAAUAUUUUUUUAAAACUCAGUUCCUUGAGGUAUAUAUGAUCACUUAUGUACUGUUAAUCAUGAGCCCCACAAAUGGGGUGGAUUUUAUUGUUAAAAACCAUUCUUUUUCUUAAUAACCAGUUGCAGAAGCUGCCUUUCACCUGCCACAUCCAGCCCCUGCAGUAACUGUAUGCGAAGGAGAGCCACAGUUUCUCAAACCCCUGCUCAGUGAGUACUUGAAGCAAGUGCAAAUUCACAGCUCCCCUAGAUUGGCACCUAGAUUCCAGUUCUUUAGGUAGAGAAAAAUCAAUUAAAUACCCUUCAGUUUGGCUUGGUGCCUGGCCCAGGCACCUGAGGCUAUGUGCUUGCUGAAAUUUUCAGUUCUGAGCAGUGACUCUCUUUUUUUGUCAUCUUCCCCAUCUCCCUCAGACCUUCUUUAAGGCUUAACCUCCUCUCUUUCUUUCUCCUCAUCUUCCUCAGAGCUUUUUUAAGGCUGAAUCAGCCAUUCAGCACAAAACUUAUCUUUUUCUCACCUUGUCCAUCAGCAGAACAGAAGAA
This is a messenger RNA of Serinus canaria (Common canary), 2538 nucleotides long. It is a transcript of the gene MAPKAPK5, whose product is annotated as MAPK activated protein kinase 5. Gene Ontology annotation, molecular function: ATP binding; calcium-dependent protein serine/threonine kinase activity; mitogen-activated protein kinase binding. Gene Ontology annotation, cellular component: cytoplasm; nucleus. The transcript is spliced from 14 exons. The record is from RefSeq and is a predicted model, not a curated record. Gene Ontology annotation, biological process: negative regulation of TOR signaling; protein autophosphorylation; peptidyl-serine phosphorylation. NCBI's taxonomy places the organism in Eukaryota, Metazoa, Chordata, Aves, Passeriformes, Fringillidae. Bases 417 to 1838 code for a protein of 473 amino acids.